Molecule: messenger RNA, 706 nt
Organism: Megachile rotundata (alfalfa leafcutting bee)
Lineage: Eukaryota; Metazoa; Arthropoda; Insecta; Hymenoptera; Megachilidae
Gene: Mhc
Product: myosin heavy chain
Biological process (GO): muscle contraction; actin filament organization; sarcomere organization
Cellular component (GO): myosin filament; myosin II complex; cytoplasm
Molecular function (GO): microfilament motor activity; ATP binding; actin filament binding
Source: RefSeq, a predicted model, not a curated record
CAUCGAACAAAGCUCAUCCCUUUCAUCAUCGUAUCUACACACACACGUACACAUGUCUAUACAUACACAACACAGAGGACACACACCAUCGCGUUGAAGUUAAAUCGUUGUCGCGUCAACCAAACGACACGAGAUGUCCGUGCUUGGUCACUUUUGCCAGUUACCGAAAUAAAAGAGAAUAAAAGAAUAAUGGCGGAAUCGUUGAAAAUUUCAUUGUCGUCAGUCGCAAGUCAGUGUAACAAAUUUAUGGGGAAAGGGAUGCUAUUUUAAAAAUAAUAAUGUAUAAUCUUCACCACUCGCGCUGACGGUCGAGGAAAGAGAGAGUGAUAGAUAGAAUGAUAGUGGGAGAGCAAGAGAGAAAGCGAGAGAAAAGAUGCGAGCGGUCGAGAGGGCAGGAGCCAGCAGAGAAAUUUUCAAACGUAUUUUAUUGAAUCGCGUGGCUGAUAGGAAUAAAUAUGUGCAUACUGGCAUACGCGCGUAUCAAGCGGACGAAUCGAUAAUACGAAAAAAUGUUGAAACACAAAAAAAAACAAACAAAAAAAAAAUGAAACGAUAACACACGUUGCUAAAGAGAAACACAGAACGAAAAUAAUAGAACGAGAUUACACGUAAACAAGACGAGAAAUUGAUAAAAAAUGAUAGUAGUCGUGGAUUUGAACGGCGGCGCGCAUUAUUAUGUAUGUCAUCCAAAUGAUAAUCCUACCCU